AUGUCCGGCACCCGCUGCCGGACCCUGUACCCCUUCUCUGGGGAGAGGCAUGGUCAAGGACUGCGCUUCGUCGCGGGCGAGCUGAUUACUCUGCUGCAGGUCCCGGACGGCGGCUGGUGGGAAGGAGAGAAGGAGGACGGGGUCCGCGGCUGGUUCCCGGCGAGCUAUGUGCAGUUGCUGGAGAAGCCUGGAAUGGUACCCCCUCCGCCAGGAGAAGAAAGCCAGACCGUCGUCCUUCCACCUGGCUGGCAAAGCUACCUGUCCCCACAGGGCCGUCGCUACUAUGUCAACACGACCACCAAUGAGACCACCUGGGAACGUCCCAGCAGUUCUCCUGGGAUUCCAGCCAGCCCUGGCCCUCACAGGAGCUCUCUGCCUCCAACAGUGAAUGGAUACCACGCGUCAGGGACCCCAGCGCACCCUCCAGAGACUGCGCACAUGAGUCUCCGAAAAUCCACCGGUGAUUCCCAGAACCUGGGAUCCUCGUCACCAAGCAAAAAGCAGAGCAAGGAAAGCACCAUCACAAUAAACUGCGUGACGUUCCCUCACCCAGACACAAUGCCGGAACAGCAGCUGCUGAAACCAACUGAGUGGAGCUACUGUGACUAUUUCUGGGCUGAUAAGAAGGACCCCCAAGGCAAUGGUACCGUGGCCGGGUUUGAACUGCUGCUUCAGAAGCAAUUGAAGGGCAAGCAAAUGCAGAAGGAAAUGUCAGAAUUCAUCCGGGAAAGGAUAAAGAUUGAAGAAGAAUAUGCGAAGAACUUAGCUAAGCUCUCUCAGAACUCCUUGGCUGCACAGGAGGAAGGCUCCCUGGGAGAAGCAUGGGCCCAGGUGAAGAAGAGCCUUGCAGAUGAGGCAGAAGUUCACCUCAAGUUCUCCGCCAAGCUUCACACUGAGGUGGAGAAGCCCUUGAUGAAUUUUCGUGAGAACUUCAAGAAAGACCUGAAGAAGUGUGACCACCACAUCGCCGACCUCCGCAAGCAGCUCGCCAGCCGCUACGCUGCGGUGGAGAAGGCCCGGAAAGCUCUCACGGAGCGGCAGAGAGACCUGGAGAUGAAGACCCAGCAGCUGGAGAUCAAGCUGAGCAACAAGACAGAGGAGGACAUCAAGAAGGCCCGGAGGAAGUCCACACAGGCUGGAGAUGACCUCAUGCGCUGUGUGGACCUCUACAAUCAGGCCCAGUCCAAGUGGUUUGAGGAGAUGGUGACCACCACACUGGAGCUGGAACGGCUGGAGGUGGAACGAGUGGAGAUGAUCCGGCAGCAUCUGUGCCAGUACACCCAGCUGCGGCACGAGACAGACAUGUUCAACCAAAGCACGGUCGAGCCUGUGGACCAACUGCUUCGAAAAGUGGACCCAGCUAAAGACAGGGAGCUGUGGGUCAGGGAGCACAAAACAGGCAACAUCCGCCCCGUGGACAUGGAGAUCUAGAUGUGCCCGGUGGCCCUGGGGGGUCCUGCCCAGAAGAGGGGCUGGGGGUCCCACAGAGAGGAAGUGGCAGCUCCCGCCGUGGGGCCUGCUGCUUAGUGGAGCUGUCCCCCACCCACUCUCCUGGGCCACUGAGGCAAGGGGAAAGAGCUGGUGAUUCCAGAAAGGCGACCUUGACAGCAUAGCUGGAGG
Messenger RNA from Otolemur garnettii (small-eared galago), 1620 nucleotides. It is a transcript of the gene GAS7, whose product is annotated as growth arrest specific 7. Gene Ontology annotation, biological process: actin filament polymerization; neuron projection morphogenesis. Gene Ontology annotation, molecular function: actin filament binding. The coding region runs from base 1 to 1431 and encodes 476 amino acids. The transcript has 14 exons. The record is from RefSeq and is a predicted model, not a curated record. Gene Ontology annotation, cellular component: actin filament; plasma membrane; cytoplasm. NCBI's taxonomy places the organism in Eukaryota, Metazoa, Chordata, Mammalia, Primates, Galagidae.